AUGUCUUAGAAUUGCAUAUUGGCAUGGAAUUGUCAUGGCCUUAGAGAGGUCUUUGCAAUUUCAAAAUUGAAGAAGUAUGUUUCCAACACAAACCCAGUAUCAUCUUCCUCUUGGAAAUAAAGCGAAUGGCCACUUAGAUGAAUCUAAUUCGUAUAGAUCUCGGCUCCCCCUAAGCCACCGACUUCUUCCUCCUUUGAAAACCGGUAGAAGACUUGAAAUUUCUUCUUUCCUUCUUGUUCAAGAACUGAUUUGGGGCUUAGAAUCUUCCCUCUCAACCCAGAAAUCCCGGAUCUGCUCUGCUUCUUCCUCCCUUGUCCGUCGGGUUCUGUUGGGUUUGAAUCCUUCGGCUUUUUUUGCCGCGAGUUCCCUUGCAGAAUUUCUUCUUCUCUGCCGUCGGCUUCUCCCCCCUGCUAGGCGCGGUUUUGCUUGUUAAAUUCUGGUAUGUGACAGCCCUCCAACCCCGAAUUUGUUCGUUGAUUUGCUGCCUUGAAUCUUGAAUUUUCUGCCUUUGAUUUGCCCUUGUACUGUUCUGGAAUUUCUGUUGAAAUUGGGAAUGAAUUUUGGUAGCUUUAAGCUAUGUUUUUAAGUGUGGUUUAAGUAGAAAAUUAGCUUGAGUUGGCCUGUAGUGAUUUUUGGAGAAAACCCGUGAGAUUAUUUUGGAGGAUUGCAGUUACUGUUCACGUCGUGGGUACUGUUCACGGGUACUGUUCAUAGGCACUGUUCACACAUCGAGGGUCAAUAAUUAACGGGGAUUUAAAUGAUUAGUUUGUGAUACAAGAAUGAAUGUGGAGAUGUCCAGUUAUGUGAAGAUUGAUAGAAAUAGCACCGUGAUUAGGGGUAGUCCCGAUGAUGAUUUUACUUUGAAUUUGUGGUAGCGCGGUAUUAAUUGUGGAAUAUUGUGAUUAGGUUUUGAUCGUUCUGUCACCGUAGCGCUUGGGUUAGCCUUCGGUUCUGUGCGAGUGAGGUAAGUAAAUUAUGGUAAAGCCCUUCGAUUUUAAAGCAUGUUUUAAACUGUUUUUGAGAUGGUGGCAAGGUUUUAAUUGAUUUUAAAUUGAUUUUACCAGCACUUGAGUGUGAUUAGCUGAAAUGGAAAUUGUGAUGGUUUUCAUGAGAAUUUCCUUGUUUUUCUGGAAAUUGAGCAUGACUGAAAUGAAAAUGAGAAUUUCAUUGUUUUUUUCUGGAGUUUAGCAUGCCCAUUUGGAAUUGACUGAAUUGUUUUGAUGAACUGAGAGUUUGCAAAUUCUGAGGUUUCUGUUAAACCCAUGUUCACAUGGAAUUUUCUGGUUAUUUUUGAAAUUUGGGAUUUUGAUUGUGAAUCCUGCAUGGUUUUGUCUCUGAUAUGGUCAUGAUUUCCGAUCCCCGCUAGUGGGUGUGUAACACUUCCGAUCCCCGCUAGUGGGUGUAACGUUGGCACUCCUGAUCCCC
Molecule: messenger RNA, 1425 nt
Organism: Rubroshorea leprosula
Lineage: Eukaryota; Viridiplantae; Streptophyta; Magnoliopsida; Malvales; Dipterocarpaceae
Source: the annotation of a GenBank genome assembly